This is a messenger RNA of Morus notabilis, 880 nucleotides long. Its product is annotated as WEB family protein At2g38370-like. The transcript has 2 exons. The annotation marks the transcript as partial. The record is from RefSeq and is a predicted model, not a curated record. Lineage: Eukaryota; Viridiplantae; Streptophyta; Magnoliopsida; Rosales; Moraceae.
AGUUGUUUCUUCCAAUUCAUUUCAAAGACAGAAACUGCCGGAAGGAAUUUUGCGUUAUACCAAUUGGAAUUUUGGUUAUUACAUUGGGUACAAACAAGGUAGCUCAAAAUGCGAGAUUCAGGAAGCUGUUUCCCCAGAGUUCCAUGAAGUGGAAGAGCUUGAUGUAGCGAAACUGGAGGAGCAGGCAUCACAUUUGGAGAAAGAUCUAAUAGUGAAAGAAAGGGAAACAUUGGAUGUUUUAAAAGAGCUGGAAAAGACCAAACUGAUUAUGGACGAGCUGAAGCAAAAGCUGCAGAAAGAAGCAUCUGAAGUCAAUUCAGUCCAACAGGCAAAUGCAGGCGAAACAAAUGUGACUCCGGUGUUGAAAGAAGAAGAGAAGGAAAACAAUGUGAUUGAAGGAGGUAAUUUGAAUUCCGUAGAAGGCGUAUGCCCCUACCCUUCUGCAGCUCCUGGAUUGAUCUUAAUGGAGCUGAAACAGGCAAAGCUGAACCUUAGCAGGACUACAACUGAUCUUGCUGACAUUCGAUCUUCUGUUGAUUCAUUUAACAAGAAAUUAGAGAAGGAAAGGUUUGCACUUGACAAGACCCGUGAAAGGUUGACUCAGAAUUCUUCAAAAAUACCAUCCCUGGAAGAAGAGCUAAAUCAAACAAAACUGAAGCUACAAUUGGCAAAGGAUGCUGAAAGUAAAGGUGGUUCGGAGAAUCCCUUAGAUAUUUCAAAGGAGCUCCACCGCUUGAAUUCUGAGGUGGAGCAGUUCAAAAAAGUGGGAGAAGAUGCAAGAUCAGAAGUUUUAAGAGCUACACAGGAGAUUGAACAUACAAGAACAAGGAUAAGAACAGCUGAAGUCAGAUUGGUUGCUGCAAGAAAAAUGAAGGAGGCA